Molecule: messenger RNA, 1117 nt
Organism: Uranotaenia lowii
Lineage: Eukaryota; Metazoa; Arthropoda; Insecta; Diptera; Culicidae
Product: luciferin sulfotransferase-like
Exons: 3
Coding region: 22-1032 (336 amino acids)
Biological process (GO): sulfation
Cellular component (GO): cytoplasm
Molecular function (GO): sulfotransferase activity
Source: RefSeq, a predicted model, not a curated record
CUUCGAUUCGGUUCCAGCAACAUGGCAUUCGAGUAUAUCGACAUCGAAGAUUCCGUUUACAAGGCCACAUUCGUGGAACGGGCAGAGCAGGGCUAUAUUUUGGUUCGACCGAAAGAUUACUCCCAUGUGCCGGUAUCGCUUCCAGGCUGGGAACCGGAACCUACCCUGCUCAAUGAGAAAUACAAAGCCCUUGAUGAGCCAAUCAAGAAUAUGACAAUAUACCCGGAUGAUGUUUGGCUGGCGACUUACCCGAAAAGUGGCACCACCUGGUGUCAGGAAAUGAUAUGGUUGAUUUGUAAUGACCUCAACUAUACGGAGGCGGCGAACGUGAAGUUAGUCAAGCGGUUUCCUUUCUUGGAGCUUUCGGGUAUAAGACCAUUGCCACAGGAUUUCAAUCCUUUCGAAGAUGCGCAAAAUCUAGCCCGCCCGAGAUUUAUCAAAACCCACCUUCCGGUUUCGAUGCUGCCGGAUCAAAUUUGGACCAUCAAACCAAAGCUGGUCUAUGUUCGCAGGAAUCCUAAAGCUGUGGCACCUUCCUACUAUCAUCAUUCGGUUUCUUUGCACGGCUACCGCGGAAAUCUGGAACAGUUUGUGCGAUCUUUCAUCAACGACCUGCAGUACUAUUCCCCCUACCAUCGGCAUGUCAUUGAAUACAAUAACCUGAACUACGAUAACAUUCUGCAGCUGUGCUAUGAGGACAUGAAAAAAGAUCUGGCCCAAACGCUGCGUCGAGUUUGUCAAUUUUUCGGAAAAUCCUACACUGAUCAACAACUGCAAACCUUAGAGCAGCACCUAUCUUUCGAUUCGAUGAAAAAUAAUGAAGCGGUCAAUUCUCGCUAUUGGGUAGAGUUCAACUUAAAGCAGACCAACCGCAUCGAUAAGGUGGCUGACCAAGACUAUCAGUUUAUUCGACGAGGAGAAGCGGCCGGUUGGAAAAGGGAACUCAGUGACGAGUUGAUCGAGGGUAUCGACGAGUGGACACGAACUAAAGUAACUGAUCCCAAUCAAGCCAAACUGUUUCGGUACGAUUGAGCUGGUUGAGUUUGUAAAUUACUGGUUGAAAAGGUAACAUAGUAAUAUUAUUUUAUUUUAAGAGAUUUUAAAUGAAAAAUAAAUU